AUUCAUUGCGGAUGGCACGCCUGCCGUGCCAUUACUUUCUUUUACGUGUGGCGUAGGGCGCGGGAGCCGUGUCAUUUUUAAAUCGAUGAUAACUCCUUCAAAUUAGGUUUUAGGGAGAUCUACCCAGAACAAAAUUGUCGCUAUUUUUCAUCUAAAUCAAGGUCGUAGCCUUCGUUUCUGGUAAUUGUAUGAUUUUAUUAAAAGCAGGUGUAACCAACCUUUUCAGAUGCUUAAAAUUGCAAUUUAAUAAUACCUAGGCUACAUGACUCAAUUUUGUUUUGUUUAAAUAUGGAAACACCUCUAAAAAUAAGCCCACUAGUAAAAGAAAUACCAUGAUUACUGAAGAACUCUUUGACAUAAAGUCACACUUUUUUGGCGAGUCCAAAACGUUCCAUAGAGAAGGCUACCUAGGUGUGACGUCACUUCUAAAUAAUAUGUAUUUCGUAGGACACGUGCGUGAACUUUAUAUGAUAACUAUGUAAAAUAUUGUGUUUAUGGUAUAGGCCUCUUAAUAAAAGUUGCUUUGAUUUUAAUAAGUUACCUUAUGAUAAUACAAUUUUUUGCUUUUUCUAUAGUUUUAAAAUGGACUUGCCCAACUAACUUCAAAUAAUCUUUAAUAUAAAAAUGAAUCGCUAAAUGUGUUGGUAAGCACUGUGGUAAGCGCAUAACUCAAGAACGCCUGGACCAAUUAGGCCAAUUCUUUUUUUUUAAUAUUCUUCGUAGCUCAAGGAUGGUUUUUACGGCGAGAAAAUGUAUGUACCUCGGGCGAAGCCGGGGCGAGCAGCUAGUAGUUACAAAAUUAAAAGUGUGAUUAUUAGUUUCGGUUAGGUAAAAAUUUAUGUAUUAUGAAACAUUAUUUCCAAAACUCUACUCCUGUCAUGUAGCCUAUUAGUUAUGGAAAAAUACCACGUGCGGUUCAAUAUGGCUAAUAUGAGUCUUAUUGCACACGACACUUCAUGUCCUAAACAAUGGAGGAUCCCUGCCGGAGAGAUAACAAAUUGCAUGUCCCUACGAAGUACCAACAAUGUAAAAUGACCAGUACGUUUUGUACAAUAUGGUCCAUUUUUGCGUGGACAGAUAAGAAAAAGGUCCUAAAAAAUUCGAAGGUGAAUGUUUUCUCAUCUUUUGUGAAUUAGUUCUGUUUUGCUAUCCUUGGUGAUCAGAUCUGCGUGCGUAUCGAUGACAUUGAGAUCGUAUAUCUGGGCUUUCGACAUUUGUGUUGUGAGGACUGUGUUACUGUGCUCUGAUCUUCGUAAAAAAACGACUGCUGCUUGUAUAACUGGACUCCGUGAUCUGCCAAUGUGACGACUCAGCCUGUGUACAUAAAUCUCUGCUUGCCGUAAACUUCAUGUAAGUAAUUUUUUCAUGCCUAAUCUGUAGUGUAUAGUUAAAAAUAGUAUAUUAAUAAAGAAAUUGUAUUCUAGUAGAUACCGUAUUAGGUACUUAUUGGGUAAGUUACUCUUAUUGGUACUCUUAACUCCUAUAAGAGCACACUAUAAGGUAGGUACUCUUUUGAACAGAGUAAACUUUGUUCAAAAGAGUACCUAUCUAUGUAUCCAAUGGAGGGAUCCUGUUUGUUCUCAUGAUUAAAUUUAUCAUAAUAUGGUUUGUCAUAAGGCCUUUCUCAUAAUUUUUCUAACAUAAUAAUUGAUUCACAUAAAGUUUAUUGCUAUAAUGCUUGUGUAGGCAUAAUGUUAGUUUAUAAUAAUGAGUUUUGCUAUAAAAUAGUAUAUCAUAAUGGGUUUGUCAUAACAGUUAUAGUCAUAAUCAUAGUUUAUUAUAAUUUAUUUAGUUCAUAAAUUCUAUUCUAACUCUAUUUUAAACCCUUAUAAGUGGCUAAAAUUUGAAUAAGUUUUUUCAUAAGAUUUUCUAACGAGAAAACGAGAGAAUUUUGUUGAUGGUUUCCUGAACCUGAAAAUGUAAGACAUUAACAUUUCAAUAAGUAUUUUCACUUUAAAUUACUUAAAAACACUAGUAUAGGUUAAGGUUCUUCGAACUCUUCGGAGCCGCCAUCCGCCAUGGAUCCUUUGAAUCCAAGUAUUAAUCUGCCAAGUUCGCCAAAACCUGGACCAUCAUCGGGUAUAAAUCCUUUGGAAGCUUGCAGUUCGCCGCAAUUCGGUACAUCAACUUCUCUGGAUCCUUUGAAUCCGUAUAUGAUUCUUCCAAGUUCACCAACACCUGGACCAUCAUCAGCUAUAGAUCCUUUGGAAGCUUGCAGUUCGCCGCAAUUCGGUACAUCAACUUCUCUGGAUCCUUUGAAUCCGUAUAUGAUUCUUCCAAGUUCACCAACACCUGGACCAUCAUCCGCUAUAGACCCUUUGGAAGCUCGGAGUUCGCCGCAAUUCGGUACACCAACCGCAUUAGAUCCCUUAACCGUAGAAUUAGGAAGAAUGAUGUCUCCACAAGAAACUAUGCCAUUAUACGAUAUGGAAGGCUUAGAUUUUAUUGGUGACGAAGAACUAUACGGGAUUUUGACCGGCAAUAACGACGACACAUUGGAUGAACUUAAUAGUGCAGAUCCGAACGAAGACACAAAUAUUAGCAAUUCUUACGAAAAUCAACAGGCCGAAGAGGAAGAAGAUACUUCUCCAGAAGAGACGACCGGGUGGUAUCCGGGUAAUCCUACAAAUAUGUCCAAUAUAAUCUUUACAGGGACAAGUGGUAUGUUGCCGCCACAUGAUGUAAACGUCAAAAGUCCUUUGGACUAUUUCUUUUUAUUCUUUAAUUCUCACUUUAUAAAUUUAAUUCUGGAGUGUACUAAUAAGUACGGUAACAAACUAAAAGCAACAGCGACUACUCCACGCGCUCGUUUUCGCAAGUGGACUGAUGUAAGUGUAGCCGAAUUCAAAACUUUUCUCGGUCUACUGUUGCUGAUGGGGACAAUUAAGCUAAAUAGACUAACAGACUAUUGGUCAACUCAUUAUUUGUUUCGUCUAUGUGUACGUCAAUUUAUGUCGAGAGAUAGAUUUUUUUUAAUUUUAAGAGCUUUAAACGUGCAAAAUAAUGAGAGAACCCAAAGUAUAUUUAAAAUAAAGUCGUUAAUUGAUUUGUUCAAUGACACGAUUGAUUCGGUAUAUUAUCCAUUGAGAGAAUUAACUAUUGAUGAAUCUCUUAUUUUAUGGAAAGGAAGACUUCGUUUUCGUCAAUAUAUUACAGGUAAAGCCCAUAGAUACGGUAUCAAGUUGUACAUUUUAGCCGACGCUAACGGAAUUAUUUUAAAAAUUCACGUGUACGCAGGGUCUCAAGAUACACAAGUAGGCGGUAAAAAUCAUAUUAAAAAAGUUGUACAUCUUCUUAUGAAAAAAUAUAUUGAAAAGGGACAUUCCUUAUAUUUAGAUAACUUUUAUACCAGCGUGGGGUUAUCUGAGGAGUUAUUGUGUAAAAAUACAUACGUAACUGGUACCUUAAGAGCAAACCGUAUUGGUAAUCCAACGGUAGUAAAAAAUAUAAAAUUAAAACCAGGAGAAUCGUGUAUAGUACACAACUGGAAAAAAAUUGUAGUAACCAAAUGACAAGAUAAACGGGAGAUAUUGUUCAUAAGUUCGGAACACACAAGUCAAUAUAAAGCGACUACUAGUCGCCGUGUACGCACCGUCAAAUACAAACCGGCCGUACAAAUAAAAUAUAAUAAAUACAUGCGGGCAAUAGACCGACAUGAUCAGAUGUUAAGUUAUUAUUGCUGUGAGCAUAAGACCCUGCGCUGGUACAAAAAAGUUAUUAUACAUAUAAUACAAAUAUGUCUAGUAAAUGGCUUUUUGCUUUUUAACGCAAGAAACAAAGGAAAUGAAACAACUUUGUACAAAUUUAGAAUGGAUAUAAUGGAGAAAUUACUGCCAAUGCCAAAUAGAACAGAACUUUCUCGGUCUCUAUCAGAAGGAAAAAUACAUUUACCUGCCAACUUGCCAAAGAAAAAUGGCAAUACCCUAAGAAAAAGAUGCAGAGUGUGUUAUUUGAAAACCAAAAAAAGAGUUUCUGUUUUAUUUGGCUGUCCUGAUUGCCCCGGAUUUCCGGGUCUAUGUAUUGAUAAAUGUUUUAGAGAAUUUCACAAAUAUUAGCAUACUGUA
Molecule: messenger RNA, 4064 nt
Organism: Amyelois transitella
Lineage: Eukaryota; Metazoa; Arthropoda; Insecta; Lepidoptera; Pyralidae
Product: piggyBac transposable element-derived protein 4
Exons: 2
Coding region: 2019-3512 (497 amino acids)
Source: RefSeq, a predicted model, not a curated record